AUGGCUUCAUCCUCCUCCAAUGUUGACGGCGACUCCAAUCACCAACAGCAGCCGCAACACCAAGUGUUCAUAAACUUCCGAGGUGUUCAGCUGAGACUAAACUUCAUGAGUCAUCUGAGGAAAGCCUUGGAGAGGCAUGGAAUCAACAUGUUCAUAGACACUCAAGAGCUGAUGGGAAAAGAUCUGGAAAACCUUUUGCAGAGGAUAAAGGAGUCGAAGAUUGCGAUAGUGGUCAUGUCAAGCAGAUAUACGGAGUCAAAAUGGUGCCUAAAUGAGCUGGUAAAGAUCAAAGAGUGUGUGGAGGCAGGAACCUUGGUGGUAUUUCCAGUGUUCUACAAGGUGGAUGUUCGAACUCUGAGGGAACAGAGAGGAACGUUUGGUGAUAAUUUUAGAGAGUUAGUGAAGCUUCAUCCUGAGAGAGAGGAGCCAUGGAAACAGGCUCUAAAGUUUUUGGCCAACAAAACUGGCAAGAAGGCGGCUGUGGCUGCGGCAGUGGCAGCAACUGUGUCUACGUUUUAA
This is a messenger RNA of Camelina sativa (false flax), 519 nucleotides long. The record is from RefSeq and is a predicted model, not a curated record. NCBI's taxonomy places the organism in Eukaryota, Viridiplantae, Streptophyta, Magnoliopsida, Brassicales, Brassicaceae.